This is a messenger RNA of Hydractinia symbiolongicarpus, 3553 nucleotides long. Its product is annotated as metabotropic glutamate receptor 3-like. Gene Ontology annotation, biological process: G protein-coupled glutamate receptor signaling pathway; regulation of synaptic transmission, glutamatergic. The record is from RefSeq and is a predicted model, not a curated record. Gene Ontology annotation, molecular function: adenylate cyclase inhibiting G protein-coupled glutamate receptor activity. The transcript is spliced from 3 exons. The coding region runs from base 126 to 2717 and encodes 863 amino acids. NCBI's taxonomy places the organism in Eukaryota, Metazoa, Cnidaria, Hydrozoa, Anthoathecata, Hydractiniidae. Gene Ontology annotation, cellular component: membrane.
CGUGGUUUGGCCUACUUGUCGUUCCAGCAACCAAUUCAAAUGGAGCAAAUGGAAGCGAUUUCAAUUCAACUCAUAUGUAAGUUUUCAAUGAGUAAUUUUUUUGUUCAAACCGUUCACGAAAUUGAAUGCGGCAAAACGUUUUUUUUUUCAUCAUUCAGAAUGAGAAAAUGACAAAUAACUUAAUGAAGAUGCAACAAGCUGUUUUUAUCAUUUGUUUGUGUGCUGCCAUAACUCUGGUUCCUGCUAAAUUAAUCCCAGGUGAUGGAUCGAAAUUUCAAGUAAACGGAUUGUUCCCGAUUAAUGCUGAUGGCAACAUCAACUAUCAGUCAGGAGUAAUGAUGGCAGAAGCGAUGCGUUAUGCUGUUCAAAAAAUCAAUCAAAACUCUUCCUUACUUCCUGGCUAUAAGUUGGAAAUUGUCCAGAUGUAUGACGUGCUGAAAGAAGAGCCUGUAAGGAAAAAGGUUCUGCAAACAUUUAUACGUAGAGUACCAUUCUUGAUCGGUCCACAUACGUCCGAGUUGUCAUAUGUCACCAGAUUUCUCACGUCGACCUUCAAGAUCAUUGCAUUCAGCUAUGGAGCCACCUUCAGCGAUUUUGAUAAAUUCGGAUUUAAAAAGGAGACGAUGGUAAGAACAGUCCCCUCCGAUGUUUUCCGCAUUAGAGCAGCACUUGAUUUGAUGCAAAAUAUGGAAUGGAGGUACAUUUCCGUGGUCAGUUCGUACGGAUACAAUGGGGAGAGAGAUGCUCUGCAUUUCAUUGCAAACUUAUCCAGCAUCGAUGCUUGCAUUUCUGAUCAAAUUGACUUACCAAGAACGCCGACAAUGGAAGAUUACACCGAAGCCGUAAAAAUACUGAAAAGCGACGAUAAGAUUAAUGCUGCUGUUUUCUUCACGACGAAGAAAGACUUCAAAAACGUCAUCUCAGCGAUGAAUGACUUCAACGUGACGGAUAAGAUAUACGUCCUCUGCAUGUAUGGUUGCACAAACUACAUCGAGGUUGUGAAAGGCAUCGAGCACAUUUCAACAAACGUUCUCAGUCUUGACUUGCACUGUCCUGAAAUACCAGGUUUUAAAAAUUAUUUUCUAAAUUUGAAACCGAAGUCGUCACAUGGAAGCCACUUCUUGAAGUUCUGGCAGUCGGUUUUCGACUGUUCCUUUAAUCCAAAUUCUACCCGUAAAUGUACAGGAAAAGAACAACUUUCAGAAGGAAAAGGUUAUUAUCCUUUGACUCCCGUUCAUACAGUUAUCAAUGCUGUGGAUGUUCUUGCGGGAGCUUUGACACAAUUAAUUUACCGUGUUUGUCAGAGUGGGUAUGAUUGGAUGAAGAAUAAAACAGCGUGUGUGAUUAAUCCAGAAGAAAGGGCUCUCUAUAAUAUGAGAACUUUAAAAACUAUUCAAAAGCGCUUCUUAUUUCCAGAUGGGACCACGAAAAUGGGAAAUUUAAAUCAAGACAAAGUCCAAUACGAUGUGCACAAGCUGCAGUACCAGGCUGGCAAGUAUGUACACACUCCCAUUGCAUCAUGGGUUACCGACAGAACGAGCAGGGGUUCUCUAACUAUACAUAAAACCUGGUAUUCAAGUGAAAGGUUCCACAAGCCUGAUGUGUUCUGCAGCGAACCAUGUAAACCCGGACACAUUAGAGAUAGAGAUAGUAACCCUGCGAAGCAACUUUGUUGCUGGAGAUGUGUUGCUUGUCCACCUAACAACAUUGUUUUAGAUGACACCUGCUUCCAAUGCGCAAUAACUGAAAUGGCUGAUAUAAAAGAGAACAACUGCAAUGCUUUGCCUAUAAAAAUACCGAAUUUACAAAAUAAAAAUGUUUUACCUGUUAUUUUUACCUUGGUAUCUCUGGCUGGCAUGAUCUGUGUCCUCGUAGUGGUCGUGUUUUUCAUUAAGUACAACAAGAUCAGGCUGGUUCGUGCAUCAGGAAGAGAUUUAAGCUACAUGAUCUUGUGUGGUAUUUUUCUAAUCUUCACCUGUCCUUUGUUGUUUCUGCGUAUACCAACGAUCACGACAUGUGUAUUUCGAAAUGCUAUCCCAGGAAUUGCCUUCCUGGCAUGCUACGCACCGCUAUUUUUAAAGACCAAUCGAAUCUAUCGAAUAUUUUGCCAUGCUAAAAUUUCAGUUAAAAGGCCAUCGCUUGUCAGCUCUCGAUCACUUCUCUUGUUGGCCUUUGGUAUCGUCACUGUGCAAAUACUCCUAGUGGGAGUUUGGUUCAUUUCCAAAGUUCCAUCACCAGUUGCCAAAGUAUCGAAAGACAGCAUGUAUAUCACAUUUCAUUGCAAGGGAGAUUCGAGUCCAAUUCUCCUCCUGUUGAAUGUUGCCUUGAGUGUCUUCUUCAUGAUAUCGUGUACUGUCCUCGCCUUCAAGACAAGGCACUUCCCGAAAUAUUACAAUGAAGCGAAAUUCAUUGGCAUCACAUUGUACAUAACAUGCGUAGCUUGGUCAAUAUUUCUGCCAGCAUACUUCUUGAUUCCAGAAUCUGAUUUCGUGAGGGAAUACUUUAUGAGUGCCAUUUGUGUGAUAAUCGGAUACAUAACCUUGUUUGGUUUGUUCGGCCACAAGAUAAGAUUGCUUAUUUACCAAGAUAAAUUGACGAACGAAAAUGGCAACUUUCCGACAUGGUAUCUUAGCUACAGCAGUGACUGUAAGGAUAAUGCUGAUGGAAUGAUUGCACACCCCGAGCACAAUGCGAACUCUGACGAGACUAUCGCUUAAACUUUGUGCGAUAAACAUUAUAUCUUUUUGGAUACGAACACGCAGUUUGUAGAUCGCAUAAUAAUGUAAAAGGCUAAAAAUUAUGUAAAACACGACACGGUAAAAAAUGCAGACAAUUAUGACGAACAAGCCUCGAGUGAAAGUUUGUUGAGAGCUUAAGGACUAUGUUUUUAGCUGAAGCUAAAGAAAGGACGAAUGGCGCGUUACAUGAACUUCUGCUGAAAACAAACAAACAAACAAAGAAGCGAAAAAAAAUUUAAACAUGUAAUAUUUGUAAUGUAUAUAAUUUUUAAUUUUUAUUGUUGCACAAAUUAGCUUCAUACAUUUUUGCGUUUUGUAGCUAUAUAGAUACAAAUUUAUGGUUUAUUUUCGCUUUAUUCAUUUUUCUUCGCAGGGAGUUUAAUGCGUUGGGUUUUCAGUAACUACGAGGAAAAUUUUGAAUUAAAAAAACCCACAUUUGAAAACUGGAAAUUUUUAGUGCAGUAAGCAUGUAUAUAAAGAUAUUUAUUCGCAUGUCUGCUUACUUCUUGUAUUUUGCGAAUUCACAUAGACACAAAAUAUUGUUUAAAGGAGAAAAUGUGUCUAUAUAGCUAUUUAACAACUUUUAUUUCUGCGACAGAGAAAGGAAAUUCAAAAAGGAUAGGCUUGUUAAUUAAGAUUCGUCUUUACAGAGGGUUUUUAAACUGAAUUUUUUAUCAAACAAAAAACUUAAAAACACGAAACAGUAAAAACAAUAUUUGAUUGUCCCUAUUUUACUUGUACAUAAUUUGUAGAUAAUAAUUUACUUCUCUUGUUUAAUACGGAAUAUCGUAACUCUAAAGAAAAAUGGAUGUUUU